AUGGUUUCAGCACCAGCUGCCAGCAAUGCCGCCGUUGCGUCCACAAUGAGUGCGAGGAGUUCUCCAGCAAGCAACACGCCCUCGCGGAUGGGCGGCACGACGCGCUCAAAGGAUAAAAUCAGUGCCAAUGGAUACCAUCCCACGAAUCCCCAAAAGCCAUUGAGCGCGCUCGUCAGCCCACCUCUCGACCUUACCUCGGUGGAGAGAAGAGGCCAGCCUAAUGCUGCCCGCGAGCCCUUGAAACCGAAGAACAGACCAUUUGGCAUAAAAGAAGCACCAUCGUACACGCCAACGGAAGAGGAAUGGCGCGACCCUUUGACAUACAUUAAGAAGAUUGCCCCGGAAGCUUCGAAAUACGGCAUUUGCAAGGUCAUACCACCUGACUCUUGGAACCCCGAUUUUGCGAUAGAUACCGAGAGAUUCCAUUUUCGUACAAGAAAACAAGAGCUGAAUUCGGUAGAAGGGAGCACGAGAGCAAACCUCACCUAUCUUGAUGGGCUGUCAAAGUACCACAAGCAGCAUGGCAACACCAACCUGCACAGGCUGCCCUACGUGGACAAAAAGCCACUCGAUCUUUACAAACUGAAGAAAGCCGUCGAGUCCCGAGGCGGCUUUGAGAACGUUUGCAAGCUGAAGAAAUGGGCUGAGAUUGGGCGAGAUCUCGGCUACAGUGGCAAGAUCAUGUCUUCGCUUUCGACAUCCUUGAAGAACUCGUACCAAAAAUGGCUGUGCCCUUAUGAAGACUAUCUCCGACUCGCAAAACCUGGCGUACAUCAGCAGCUGGAAGCUGAGUACGGAGGUCCAUUGACGCCGAGUCCUGCCGUCACACCCUCUCAAAGAUCUUUGGCUGACACGCCAGUGAGGAUGGCGGUCGACUCACCAGCACGCCAGGCUACGGAUGCCUUGCAAGCUGGACUGAAUGGACUCAAAAAGGAAGAAUCACAGGACACACCAAUGGUUGAUGCCCCACCUGCACCAGUCCUUCGGGCCCCUUCGAGUGGUUUCACCGCCGUCAACUCUGGCUUCACCAGCGUCAAUCGGCCGAGCACAGCCGAGCAGCACGCAGCCACACCCGAGAAGCAGAAUGGCAGUCCUGUGCCAGCCGGCAAAGCCACACCAGGCGUGGCAACCGCUGGUCUCGACUCGCCAGCCACCUUGCUGAAGCGUCAACUAGGUAGUGGCGAGGGCACACCCGAUAUCGCAACAGCGGCUGGAGAGGACGAAAAUGAUGGCAGUGACAGCUGCAACCGACGUAGCAAGCGCUUGAAAAAGGAUGUGGCUCCCACUGUUGCAGGCUCAUACAUGUCACAAUUCCGUCCUUCGGUGCCAAAAGUACCACGCGACGACGACGCGGGUCACACCGACGAGAAGUGUGCAAAUUGUGGGCGCAGCGAUGACACCUCACAGCUGCUCUUGUGCGAUUCCUGCGAUGGCGCUUAUCAUAGCCAAUGUCUGGACCCCCCUCUGAAACGGAAACCUGACGCUGAAUGGAACUGCGCUCGUUGCCUUGUCGGCGACGGGCAAUUUGGCUUCGAAGAGGGAGGUCUGUAUUCGCUUCGCCAAUUCCAGCAGAAAGCAAAUGAUUUCAAGCAAGGGUACUUCGAGAACAAGAUGCCUUUCGACCACGCUCUGAAUUGUCAUCGACCGGUUACAGAAGAAGACGUCGAGACAGAGUUUUGGCGACUUGUCACCGAUCUCGAAGAGACUACUGAGGUUGAGUACGGUGCAGACAUUCAUUGCACGACUCACGGCUCCGGUUUCCCGACGUUGGAGAAACAUCCAACAAACCCCCAUUCCGCUGAUACCUGGAACCUCAAUGUUCUGCCGUUUCACCCCGAAAGUCUGUUCCGGCACAUCAAGACAGACAUUUCAGGCAUGACCGUACCUUGGGUAUACGUUGGCAUGAUCUUUUCGACCUUUUGCUGGCACAAUGAGGACCACUACGCUUACUCGGCCAACUAUCAGCACUUUGGCGCCACGAAGACUUGGUAUGGGAUACCCGGAGAAGACGCCGAGAAGUUUGAGACCGCCAUGAGGAAUACAGUGCCUGAACUGUUCGAGACGCAGCCGGAUCUCCUGUUCCAACUGGUAACUUUGCUGACACCCGAACAACUCAAGAAGGCGGAUGUGAAUGUGUACGCCAUCGAUCAACGCGCUGGCCAGUUUGUCAUCACCUUUCCACAAGCAUACCACGCAGGAUUCAAUCAUGGGUUCAACUUUAAUGAGGCAGUCAACUUCGCACCAAGUGAUUGGGAACCAUACGGCCUAGCGGGCGUUGAACGACUCCAGAACUUUCGCCGACAGCCGUGCUUUUCGCACGACGAGCUACUCUGGACAGCUGCUGAAGGUACCGCCUCCUCAGGACUGACAAUACAAACAGCCAAAUGGCUAGCGCCUGCGCUUGAUCGCGUCGUCCAGCGCGAGAUUACACAGCGAGAGGACUUCAUCAAGAAGCACUCCGAGGCGGCAGCCCACAAGUGCUCACACUUCAGCGAUAGCACCGAGAGUGCCGAGAACUGUCCCCUGCCCUUAACAGUAUCGGACGACGAUGUUCAGGAUGAGGAGGAGCAGUGUUGUGCCCAAUGCAAAGCAUUCGCCUUCUUCUCGCGGUUCAAAUGUGCCCAGACAGGCAAGGUUCUUUGCAUUUUGCAUGCCGGAUGGACACAAUGCUGCGAGCAAUCGGAAACUGAGAGGUUCACCGGUGAUGGCCACAGCCUGAUCUAUCGGAAGACCGAUACGACGCUGCGAGAAGUCUCUGAACGAGUGGCCGAGAAGGCACGAGUGCCUGAUGUCUGGGAGCAGAAGUAUAACGCUCUGCUUGACGAAGAAGCUCGGCCGUCUCUAAAGUCGCUACGUACCCUUCUGAACGAAGGCGAGCGCAUUGCAUAUGAUAUCGAUGCAAUUCCUACCCUCAAAGAGUUCGUCGACCGCUGCAAUGAUUGGGUUGAAGAGGCAACCACUUACCUUGUGCGGAAGCAGCAGAACCGCCGAAAAAGCGAAAAGGCCUCUCAAGGCAGCAGACGCAAGUCAACGGGUGCUGCGGCCCAGGACGUUAAAGAAUCGCGAAGCGUGUCAAAUAUAUUCCGGCUGUUAAGGGAAGCUGAGCACAUUGGCUUUGACUGUCCCGAGAUCGGCCAACUCCAGGAGCGAUCGGCCGCUAUCAAGGCGUACCAAGAACAUGCGAGCCGAGCUUUGGCGAACAAGAACGCCAUCUCGAUCGACACGUGCACAGAACUACUUGAGGAAGGCCGCAGUUUCAACGUGGAUAUCCCCCAAGUGGAUCGCCUCAGCCGAGUGCUGGAGCAGAUUCAAUGGGAUGAGAGGGCUGCCUCAAGUCGCAAGGUGCUCAUGAGCUUGCAAGAAGUGAAGGACCUCAUCUCGGACGCCGAGCGCUUGGAGGUGCCUGCAUAUAAUGACCACUUACAAUACUGGUGCGAACAGUUGCGAUCUGGAAUGGUUUGGGAGGCCAAGGCUGUCGAGCUCAUUUCAGCAGAGUUCAUCCACUUUCCCCAGCUGGAAGCUUUCGCAGCUCAAAGGCAGGCCAAUGCUCUUCCCGUGUCGGCCGGAACAUUGCGCGCUAUCGACCGUAUCCUGUCCAAGCAGCGGGAGGCCCAUCGACAAGCCUUGGACACUCUCGAGCGGUCGAAGAGGGAAAACCCCGCCGAGAGACCAAAAUACGCUGAAGUCAUUGAGAUGAUGAAAGAAUUCGAGGAGCUUGCCGCGAAGCCCAAUGGCACGAUCGAAAUAGAGAAUGAGCGCAAGCGACACGAGGACUGGAUGCGCAAGGGCAAGAAACUUUUCGGCAAGUCGAAUGCCCCACUGCACAUCCUGAAGAGUCACCUGGAGUAUGUGUUGGAGCGCAACAAGGAUUGCUUCGACCUGUACUACGAUACGCCUCGAAAUCCUGGAGAACCCGUGUCUCGCGAGGCGAGCCCAGAUGGCGGCACCAGCCGUUCAAGACAGGUUUUCUGUAUCUGUCGCAGACCCGAGGCCGGCAUGAUGAUAGAGUGCGAGCUGUGCCACGAAUGGCAAGUUUGUGCUGUAGCGAUCCCCAAAUGCUGUGCACUAACAAUUUAUAGGUACCAUUACAAGUGUCUUAAGAUUGCGCGUGGUAAAGUCAAGGAGGAUGACAAAUACACGUGUCCUAUUUGCGACUGGCGCAUGAAGAUUCCCCGAGAUGCCUCGAGGCCCAAGUUGGAAGACUUACAUGCGUUGGUGGACGAAAUAGCGGGCUUGCCCUUCCAACCCGAGGAAGAGGAGAUUCUACGUCAAAUCAUUGAUAACGCACAGCAUUUCAGGGACCACAUUGCGCGCCACUGCAAUCCAAUGCUGUCCACCGAGGCCGAGGUCGAGAUACAGAGGUUCUACCUGCGGAAAAUCGAAGGCGCAGAAGUUCUUCUGUCGUAUGAGACGAACCUGUUUCGCCAAGAGCUGCACAAAUGGUGCCCGGUGGCUCCGGAGGCACCUCCGAUACUCGAGGUCUCGCUCUCCACGCGGAAGCCUCGACCAACAAAGCUGCAGAAGAUGUUGGCCGAGUACGGGGUUGAUAAUCCAGACGAUCUACCUGAGCAUGCCAAGGGCAAGGCUAACAGCCUACGUCGCAAGGCUGCCAACGCUGAGGCUGCCGCUGCAGCGGCCGCCAGUCAAGCAGGUGGUUCUGCGCCAACAGGACAGGGUCAGCAUUCGCUUGGGGGAGCUGGAUUCUUCCCUCACACCUCGCAUCCGAGUGUGUCUGGUAUUACUGCACCCUCACAUCCGUCAACAUCACAAGCCGAGACGAGCAUUUUCCACCCGGGCGACCCGAUGGACAUUGAUGGAGGGGUACAUCCUGCACUCCUUGGCGCUGGAGGUCCCCGUCUGCAUGUUGCCGACACGCCAAAAUCCCUCGAAGAGCGAUUGCUACAAGGCGAGGUUGAUGACGUUGAACUGCAGACCGAAGAGGGGAAGAGUAAGGCUCUCGAGAUCCUCAGCCGGACCGAUGAGGGAAGACGCGAAGCCGAGCGCAUCUGGGGUUCUGAUGUUUGGGGGACACCGCAUCGAUCCAUCAGCGACCAAGGCCGAUCUAUGACCCCCGGAGACAUUGAUCCGAUGAUGAAGCACGAUGACGGGAACGUCGAUCAAAUGUUUAAGGAGAUGACGAACCAGGAUGACGACGACGACCAGCAGAAGAAGCGAGAUGCCGUUGCGGACAGCCAUAAUGUGACGGCCGAGUCACUCGAAAAAGAGCGCAACGGACUUGACGCUAUGUUAGAUAUGGAUUAGGACUUGGGCGGGCGUUGCUAGAAUAUUUGCGGGCAUAUCGGGACACACUGGGCGGCGCAACUGGUCAGAGACACAGACGAAUCUGAGGCGUUUGGUCAUGUGGGCAAGGACAAUGUGUAUGAGUACGGUGUUCUGAUACAUAGUCCAGGCGAAUGCGUGGCCUGCUUUGUCCCUCUCAACGAUCAGUAAUUCUCUGAUAUAAAUGUAUUCGAUUU
Molecule: messenger RNA, 5477 nt
Organism: Emericellopsis atlantica
Lineage: Eukaryota; Fungi; Ascomycota; Sordariomycetes; Hypocreales; Bionectriaceae
Product: PHD transcription factor
Exons: 3
Coding region: 1-5262 (1753 amino acids)
Biological process (GO): chromatin remodeling
Cellular component (GO): nucleus
Molecular function (GO): histone demethylase activity; DNA binding
Source: RefSeq, a predicted model, not a curated record